AGGCUCCACAGCACCAUCCCACCUCCCUAUAAAGGUCAGUGUGCCCUCAGCGACCUGCUGUCCCCGGCUCUACGUACAUCCUGCUCUCAGCAUGGCGCUGCACUGGGCCUUGGAAGCUCUGUGCCUCCUACCACUGUUGAACCCAAAGGACCCAGCUUGUGCCAACGUCACAGCCAUGCCCAUCACCAGUGCCACCCUGGACUGGCUCAAUCGUAGGUGGUUUUAUGCCGCCGGUGCCUUUCGGAAGCCUGAGUAUAAACAGGAGGUUCAAGCGUUGCAAGCCGACUUCUUUGAAUUUAACACACACCCCAGGGAAGACACAGUGACACUCCAGGAGCACAUGACCGUCCACGACCACUGCAUCCAGAACUCCACCUUACUGACAGUCCAGAGGAACAAUGGAACCUUGGCCAGAACUGUGAAAAAUGAGUUGCACCUGGCCCACCUGCUGCUCCUGCGGGACCCCCACAGCUUCAUGCUGGGCUUCUACUUGAAUGAUGAGCAGAACGUUGGGCUGGCCUUACACACUGACAAGCCGGAAGCCACCCCUGAGCAACUGGAUGAGUUCCGGGAGGCCAUCAAGUGUGUGGGCCUGAGCACAUCAGAGAUCCUCUACGUGGACUGGAAAAAGAACAAGUGUGAGCUGCCUGAGCAACAGGAGACCAAGGGAAAGGAGACCUAGGAGGACAAUGCUGGGCAGCUCCUCGGGGUAUUGGCAGCCAUCACCCCCUCCGACCACUGUGCCUCUGCUUUGUCUCUGCAUCAAUAAAGGUCCCACAGGGGACAGUCAGACUGACA
Molecule: messenger RNA, 798 nt
Organism: Cavia porcellus (domestic guinea pig)
Lineage: Eukaryota; Metazoa; Chordata; Mammalia; Rodentia; Caviidae
Product: alpha-1-acid glycoprotein 1-like
Exons: 6
Coding region: 92-682 (196 amino acids)
Biological process (GO): regulation of immune system process
Source: RefSeq, a predicted model, not a curated record